CCAAAGUCACAGCUGUUGCACUACCCGGACGUGUUUUGAUGACGGACGCCUGAGAGUUAAACGGUGUUUUUUCUUCAAUAUUUCCAUUAAACGUCCAGCGUUAAGUGUUGAUAAAUGUUGUGGUUUUGGUUCUGGUGCCGGACGGGUUGAAGCCGAUUUACUAAAAUCAUUCCGUCAACAAUCAGAACCUGAAUUGGAGGGAAACUAUUGGAUCGAUGGUUUUGAUGUCAGGUUGUUGAUUCAUUUCGAUGGAUCCGGGUUCGGUAGGUUCGGCGGUUCGGCUGAACGUGGCCCAGUGCUGCAGGUCUCUCUCCUCCUCCGCGGAUCGUAAAGAUGUUUCUGACGCCUUAAAAACGCUGAACUCGUAUUUGGAUGACGGGGCUGAAAGCAGCAGCACCGCGGCGGAGCGGGACGAGUUCCGGAGGACCCACUACAGCCGAACCCUGCGGGUUCUGGUCGGGCAGCUCCAGGCUGCCUGGACCCUCAGUCUGUCCUCCGGGCUGUGGGAGCCGCUGUUCCUGCAGGGGCCGCCGGACCAGGCGCUGCUGGUGCUGCUGGAGGCCGUGAGCCAGCUGCGCCCCAGCGCGGCUCUGGACCGCCUGGUCAGCGUCACGGAGCGCUUCCUGCAAGGCGGCCGCCUGGCGGACCUGCUGUGGUCCUUCUGCGUCCGGUCGGUUCCAUCAGACUCGGUCCAGCUCAGAGAGACGCUGCUGGCCCGGUUAGCCGCUCUGCCGGACCUCACGGCCAACAGGCUGCACCCCAACACGCCCCAGCUGUUCACGCCCCAGCGGUUCUACCCGCUGCUGGCCUCGGAGAUGCUGGUCGCUCUGGAGAGGACCUGCAGCGCCCUCAGAGAUGGUGUCGAUUGCUCUUUGACAUUUGUAGCUCAGACACUGGGGAAAGUUUGCCUCCAAGGUCACAGUGGCCCGGUUCUGGCCGUGAUGGCGCCCCGCCUGGCUGUCUGCACGCGCUCAGACAUGGUGUGGCAGAGGGUGACCCAGAAGCUGCUGCAGGACGUCCCGGAGCGCUGCAUGGAGAGCGUGCUCACCGGCCUGCUGCAGGCGGCCGACAGCCCCGACGCCUUUAGCCGCAUCGUGGGAAACCUGGUGUUAACCAAUAAAAAGGCUCAGUUUGUGCUGACGCAUAAAGUGCUGCUGCUGCAGUAUAAAUAUGAGACUGCAGUCCUCAGGACCGUCCUCGGGUACCUGGGCUCGGACCGGGACCGAAGGCCGCUCCUCCUCCAGGUUGUGCGCAGCGUGUCGCAGGCCUGGGCCAACGCCAGCGCGGUCAAACACACGCCUCAGGAGCAGCAGCUCUACGUCAGCAAGGCGCUGCUGCUCGCCGCCGGCCUGCUGACGGACGCCGAGCUGCAGGAGCUUCGCUCAGAUCUGCUGCAGUGCCUGCUGGGCGGCAUGCAGAGCCACCUGGACAGCAGCGCGGUCGGCAUCAGGACGCUGGGCAUGGCGGUGGGCGAGUGUCUGAGCGCCCGCAUGGACCUCAGCGGCGCCAAGCUCCAGUUUGAGUACGACAAGAAUGAAGAAACCCUGGAGCUGCUGUCUCUCAUGACCCCCAGUGUGUGUCCUGACCCCGAUCGUGACCCCAACCCUGACCCUGACCGUGACCCCAACCCUGACCCCGACCCUCAGCCUGCUGAUGGGUCAGAGGCGACCAGAGAAUCGUCUCGGGUCAAAUCAGCCUCCCAGAGGUCAAAAAGCGAUCCAGAAUCUGACCUCGACAGCGAUGAUGAUCUGCCUCCGUACGACAUGUCAGGAGACGUGGAGGCGAGUCGGGCGGCGCCGCCCCGAUACCUACGGGACUGUCUGGAAGCUCUGAUUUCCUCUGACGACUCGCAGCGAGUGGAGCUCAGUCUGAGAGCGGCGGAGAGUCUGGUGAGGAGGAACUUCUUCGCAGCGAAGGAGAUCAGUGUCCAGAUGACCAAAGUGCUUCUUCACAUGGAGGAUAAAUUCGGCGUCAGCGACUUCCUGGUUCUGCGGCAGGCGGCCAUGGUGGCUCUGACCGCCGUCGACUCUGUUCCUGUCACUCAGUACUUGACGACAGAGUUUUACUCCUUGAACUACAGCCUCCGGCAGCGACUGGACAUCUUGGAGGUCCUCGCCUUGGCAGCUCAGGAGCUUUCCAAACCGGCCGGCGAUAAAACGACCGCAGCCGCCUCGGAGCCGACGCCUUACCAGAGCAACAGCGCCGCCAGCUGGAGACAGGAAGUGGAGAAGAGGAUCCAGAAUAAAACCAAACGCAUUUCCAAGCGCUGCGCCCAGCGGGGGGCCGGAGCCGCUCCAAACCGCUACGCUCCUGUGGCAGGAUACUUCUUCUUUCCUCUCCUCAGAAACUACGACAAGCCGGAGGUGACCUUUGACCUGCUGGGCAGUGACCACCUGGUUCUGGGCAGAUUGAUCCACACACUGGGCCUCUUCAUGCACCUGGCUGUCAACGCACCGGUAGCUGUACAGAUGGGAGCUGCCUUGCUGGACUUUGUGUGGGCCGUUCGGUACCACACUGACCAGACGGUGAGGCGAGGCGUCCUCUUCGCCGUCUGCUCCGUGUUUCUGAGCAUGCCCAGUCAGGCUCUGAUGACGGAGCUCAGCCAGCAGCUGCUGGAAACAAGAACCUGGCUGGCAGAUGUGGCCGAAGCGGACCCGGACGCCGACUGCCGCAGUUUAGCCGUGCAAAGCCUGGUUCUGCUGGAUCAGAACCUCAAGAAGCAGCUUCAGAACCCGAAUGGCCUCAGCUUGGAGUCGUGACCGGGUCAACAUCUGCAUCUCUGGUGGAGAUGACGCUCCAGAUGUUUCCUCCAGAUCAGGACGUCCUCUAAACUCUGCAUUUACCGUCGCAGGUGCUUCGCUUUUUUUACACUUCCUGGAACAUUCAUCCGGACACAGGAAGUGGACUGGUGACCAACGUGAUGCACAGGAAGUGGACUGGUGACCAACGUGAUGCACAGGAAGUGGACUGGUGACCAACGUGAUGCACAGGAAGUGGACUGGUGACCAACGGGAUGCACAGGAAGUGGACUGGUGACCAACGUGAUGCACAGGAAGUGGACUGGUGACCAACGUGAUCCCAUUCACUGCAAAAAGCUCUGGCAGAAACACGUUCACUGGUUUUUGUCAUCAACUUUCUGUUUCAAAUAUCUCAGUUCACUUGAAAUCAAACAAAACUAUCUUACAAGUCACUUUUCAUCAUGAUGGAGGAGCUUGUUUAGUCAAUAAUCACAAUAUAGAAGAAAAAGUUUGAGUUCCAUCGCCUAGCUACAGCCUGUUACCUAGCAACCACAGCCUAGCAACAGCCUGUUACCUAGCAACAGCCCCGUUACCUAGCAACCCAGGUCUAGUUGCGCUGGCUGAUUAUUUCUCUUUAAAUAAAACAUUUAUUCCAUUUUAUAAGUGAAAUAAUCUUCCAAUGGAACUUUUAUUUUGUUUCUUUUUAGCAUCAUUAAAGAAUUAGUAUCUUAAAACUAAGUUCUUAUUUUGCUUUAAAAGUUUCAAAGUUACUUGUGAGUUAGUUUUGUCUUAUUUGUAGUUUAAUAAGACAUUUUCACUAAAACUAGACAAAAAUACUUGGUCAUAGUUUGUGUUUUUGCAGUGUGUAAGCCUGCUCCUCUUUCUGCUUCAGUUCUAAAUAUCAGGAUUAAAACAUAACUUCCUUUUGACCAACAUGUUUCCGGUUCAAGCAGCAGUCUGUUUCCAGAGGACAUCCUGAGAAUAUUUCUGUCCAGAAAAGCUUUUGGAAGUAAUGGAAGAACUACUGCAUCCGGUCGUGACAGUCAUCUGUACAAGCUGGAAUAUUCUCCAAUUAAAACUAUUUUUGUUUGAGUUUUUUUUUUCACAUGUAAACGAAUGAAUUUGAUGAGCUUAUAAAUAUGUGUUGCUUGGCAAGCUUGGUAAAGAUAUAUGAAAUACAAUAAAGGCAAUUCAUUAUUUUUAUUUUGAUAGCAUAAAUUUUAUUGUAAUAAAAUAAAAUAAAAAAUCCAAUGUGAGGCUAAUAUUGAA
Messenger RNA from Poeciliopsis prolifica (blackstripe livebearer), 4007 nucleotides. It is a transcript of the gene telo2, whose product is annotated as TEL2, telomere maintenance 2, homolog (S. cerevisiae). The transcript has 20 exons. NCBI's taxonomy places the organism in Eukaryota, Metazoa, Chordata, Actinopteri, Cyprinodontiformes, Poeciliidae. Bases 249 to 2759 code for a protein of 836 amino acids. The record is from RefSeq and is a predicted model, not a curated record. Gene Ontology annotation, molecular function: telomeric repeat DNA binding; Hsp90 protein binding. Gene Ontology annotation, cellular component: cytosol. Gene Ontology annotation, biological process: telomere maintenance via telomerase; protein stabilization.